Phyllostomus hastatus (greater spear-nosed bat) is the source of this 1343-nucleotide messenger RNA. It is a transcript of the gene PIH1D2, whose product is annotated as PIH1 domain containing 2. Gene Ontology annotation, cellular component: cytoplasm; ribonucleoprotein complex; R2TP complex. The transcript has 6 exons. NCBI's taxonomy places the organism in Eukaryota, Metazoa, Chordata, Mammalia, Chiroptera, Phyllostomidae. The record is from RefSeq and is a predicted model, not a curated record. Bases 180 to 1127 code for a protein of 315 amino acids. Gene Ontology annotation, biological process: box C/D snoRNP assembly; rRNA processing.
ACCAGAAGGGGGAGAUUCCGGAACCGAAUGUAAAAGGACCUUUCUACCGGGAGCUUUCCGGACCCAGUUGCAUGAGGUACCUAGCCUGGUUACCCUGGUAACAAGAGUCACGGUUUGUGGAGAAGCCGAAAGGAGAGUCAUGUCUUUCCACAGACUCAAGAGGCCUAUUCACCUCAAUCAUGGAAUCGUCCUCAAAGGGUCUGCUCACCCAAGUUAAUCAGUUGUGGAACCUCUUAGAUGAUCUUGCUGAAAGUAACCCCGAGAGCUACAAGAAGUUCAUUCAACAGCAGCUGAAAGAGGGCAAACAGCUCUGUGCUGCCCCGGAACCACAACUCUGUCUACAAACAAGAAUCCUGAAACCAAAAGAAAAAAUACUUUUUAUCAACUUAUGUCAGUGGAAAAGGAUUCCAGUUCCACAAUCAACCACUCAUCCAAUACCUCUAAGUGUUGGCAGACCAGAAGAUAUGUCUGAAACAUCAGAUGUUUACACUGUCAUCGAUGUUGCCUACAACCCUGAUGUUCUCCAGGCAGCAGAGAAGGACCAAGUGAAAAAAGACCAAUUAAUACAGAUGGCCAUGAAAUGCAUUGAGGAACAAUUCCAGUUCACUCUCUCACACUUUUACCAUAUUACUAAAUUUAAAAUAAAAGGAAGCAUUCAAAGGAUGAAACAAAAUCUAAUGAGAAUCCAAACUGACCACACAGAUUUAAGAGAGAACAUGAGAAAGGAACUAACCCUUGAACAGAUAAGAAGUAGUAGUGUGAGCAAUCCAGAUCACUUCCCUCAACUUUUACUACCAAAAGACCAAGUUUCAGACAAAAAAGGGUGCCUGAUAGAAGAGAUUUCCAGUACAGAGAUCCAGGUAGACAUGGAGCGACCAGCCUAUGAAUUAAAAAUUGUGGCGGAUCAGAAUGAGAAACCACUGAAAAUGGAAUUAAAAGUUGAAUUACCUGGUAUUAAUUCAGUAUCUCUCUGUGACCUUAGUGUUUCUCAGGAUGAUUUAUUGAUUGAGGUUUCUGAGAAGUACAGAUUACAUCUGAAUCUUCCAGAAUCUGUGAAUACUGAAAUGACUACAGCAAAAUUUAUCAAAGAGAAAGCUACAUUAAUCGUCACAAUGCCAUUGGUGUAAGUCAAGAGCACUAUGUUUUUCAGGUUUUCAGUGAUAAUGUUAUGGGGAUUAUAGGACCUUCAUUAUGGGUGAAGAGAUAUUGAUUUAUCUUAAGCACUAGUUUCAUAUUUUCUAAGAAUUCCUUUUGAUGGAAUGAGAUUUUCUCAUCUACUGUUACCUUAAAAACCAAAAAAACAAAAACUCUCCUCAAAUAAAUUUGGCACCAAGCAAAAACUA